AUGGUAUUUCAAAUUUUUCUAUACAUAUUUAUAACUUUUAUUUUAAUCAUAAUUGCUAUUAUUUAUUUUAAAUUGAUUCAUCCAGAGAAACGUUUGUAUGAUGAAUUUCACGCACAAGGUAUCAAAGGUGAACCAUUUGUGCCUCUUAUUGGACAACUUCCACAAAUUCUUCGAUACCGUAAAGCGGAUAUGGGAUUGGACUAUUUUCAAGAAUUGAUAAGAAAACAUGGAAAUAUAUUUUUGAUGGGUUUUGGCCCUUUUACAAGAAUUAUUGUUAAUGAACCUGAUUUACUUGCUGAUGUAUUUAGUCGAACUAACGCCCUAAAUUAUGAUAAACGAUCAAUUAUUAAUGAUUCUUUAAUACCAAUUAUUGGUCGGCAUAAUCUAUUAUUGUCUGAAGGUAGUGAACAUGAACGAGCUCGUCGAAUGAUUAAUCCAGCAUUUCAUCAUGUUAAUCUUAAAUCUAUGGUUUCCAUCAUAUCUGGUCAAACCGCUAAAGCUAUUGAAGCUCUUUUACUUAAAUGCAAUUCAAAUCAACAAAAACAAGAACCGGUUGAUUUACAGAUUGAAUUUAAUACGAUUACACUAUCUAUCAUUGUAUCCAGUGCCUUUGGAUCAGGCAUCGAAACAAUUAUCAAUGCAAAAGAUGUGAUUCGUCGAAUAUUUAACGAAGUACUUGAUGCUAUUAUGUAUCGUACAAUAGGUUUGAUCAAUCAGAUACCUGUAAUAUCACAAUUACCUUUUUGGAAAAAGAAUAUAGUCGAUCAGGGAGCUCGAAUCAUAGGUGAAUUAGUCGAUCAAAUUAUUGAUGAUCGUCGACGGGGUCGAUCCUCCAGUUUGUCCAAUGGUGCUGAUCUUCUUGAUUUACUUCUCUCCGCUGUUGAUGAUGAAGGACAACCAUUUACUAAUCAAGAAAUCAAAGAAGAAGCACUCACAUUUGUAGUGGCUGGUAGUGAAACUACUGGGAAUCUUAUGGUAUGGAUUUCAUAUGUUUUAAUGACACAUAAUGAUGUCUUACAAGCCUGUCGCGAAGAAGUUGAUAGAAUUUUACCCAAUGGUAUAGAGCUUACAAACGAACAUCUAUCUGAAUUAGUAGUAUGUGAAGCAGUGAUCAAUGAAGCACUUCGUCUAUAUCCACCUGCUGCUCUCUUCGCACGUCACUGUGUUCAUGAACAUACUAUUGGUACAGACCGACAAUUACGCAUACCUACUGGAGCAACCAUCAUUAUUUAUAAUUAUCUUCUUCAUCGUCGAAGUGAUCUUUGGCCCCGACCACUUGAGUUCGACUAUACUCGUUGGAUGCGUGAUCCAAAAACUGGUCUUAAACCAAAGUUACCUCAUCCAUUUGCUUAUCUUCCUUUUGCUGCUGGACCACGUAAUUGCAUUGGACAAAACUUUGCAUUAUUGGAAGCCAAAAUCAUGUUAGCUAUGUUUGUACAACGAUGCAAUUUUGAAUUAAUACCAGGACAAAAGAUAGUACCUGAUGUUAAAAUUACAAUGCGUACUAAAUAUGGUUUAUGGGUAAAAAUUAGUAAACGUUCAAUAUCGAGUGUUUCAAAAUGA
Molecule: messenger RNA, 1563 nt
Organism: Rotaria sp. Silwood1
Lineage: Eukaryota; Metazoa; Rotifera; Eurotatoria; Philodinida; Philodinidae
Source: the annotation of a GenBank genome assembly